This is a messenger RNA of Chrysochloris asiatica (Cape golden mole), 4154 nucleotides long. It is a transcript of the gene TOPORS, whose product is annotated as topoisomerase I binding, arginine/serine-rich, E3 ubiquitin protein ligase. The transcript is spliced from 3 exons. Gene Ontology annotation, molecular function: metal ion binding; ubiquitin protein ligase activity. NCBI's taxonomy places the organism in Eukaryota, Metazoa, Chordata, Mammalia, Afrosoricida, Chrysochloridae. The record is from RefSeq and is a predicted model, not a curated record. Bases 195 to 3317 code for a protein of 1040 amino acids. Gene Ontology annotation, biological process: protein monoubiquitination; protein polyubiquitination.
CUCCAGGAAGAGGCGGAGUCGAGGUGAGGGGGUGAAAAGCUUUAAAUCGGGAAUGGGUUUUGGAGUUUGCAGGCGUUCAAGAAAUAGAAGGCCUCCCGCCAGUGGGCCCAAGGAAUCGACACCGUGGAGCCCCACCAAACUCCGGGCCUACCAUUGAAUAAAUCCAGUCCAGCGUGCGGCGAUUCACUGGCUUCAUGGGGUCGCAGCAGCCGCCCGGGUCUCCGCUGUCUCGCGAGGAGGGUGAAGCUCCCCCGCCCUCUCCGGCUCCUGACGGUAGGCGGAGAAGUCGCCGGGUACGCCUUCGCGGAUCCUGCCGUCACCGGCCCAGCUAUCUGGGGCGUCAGGAGCUAGCCACGAGCGCCCCAGCCGGGCCUGCACCAGCAUCUUCUGAGAUAAUGGCAUCAGCUGCUAAGGAUUUUAAAAUGGACAGCUUUUCACCUAAAGCUGGCACUAGCAAAUUGCAACAGACAGUACCAGCUGAUGCAUCUCCUGAUUCGAAGUGUCCUAUAUGCUUGGAUAGAUUUGAUAAUGUUUCUUACUUAGAUCGCUGCCUACAUAAAUUCUGUUUUCGCUGUGUACAGGAGUGGUCAAAAAACAAAGCUGAAUGUCCAUUGUGUAAACAGCCCUUUGAUUCUAUUUUCCAUUCUGUGAGGGCAGAAGAUGACUUCAAGGAAUAUGUCCUAAGGCCUUCAUACAAUUUUGCCACACCUGAUGUUCGACGAUUUCGCUACCGUACAACUAUGACAAGGGACCGAAAUACUGUUUAUUCACCCAGUACUGUGAAUAGAAGAACAACAACUCCACCAGAUAGUGGAGUACUGUUUGAAGGGUUAGGCAUUUCAACAAGACCCAGAGACGGUGAAAUUCCACAAUUUAUGAGACAGAUUGCAAUAAGGAGACCUGCUGCUGGAGAUGAAAGAUCUUCGCGGAAGAUUCAAGAGCAGGAUAUUAUUAAUUUUAGACGAACUCUCUAUCGUGCUGGUGCUCGUGUUAGAAAUAUUGAAGAUGGUGGCCGCUACAGGGAUAUUUCAGCUGAAUUUUUCCGUAGAAAUCCGGCUUGCCUUCACAGAUUAGUUCCCUGGUUAAAACGUGAACUUACAGUUCUUUUUGGAGCUCAUGGAUCUUUGGUGAAUAUUGUCCAACACAUCAUCAUGAGUAAUGUUACUCGUUAUGACUUGGAAAGUCAGGCAUUUGUGUCUGACUUAAGACCAUUUUUACUUAAUCGGACUGAACAUUUUAUCCAUGAAUUUAUCAGUUUUGCCAGGUCUCCUUUUAACAUGGCAGCCUUUGACCAGCAUGCUAAUUAUGAUUGCCCUGCUCCUUCAUAUGAAGAAGGCAGCCAUUCUGAUUCUUCAGUUAUAACCAUAUCUCCAGAUGAAACGGAGACCCAAGAUCUAGAUAUGAAUGUAGCCACUGUUAGUCAGGCACCGUGGGAUGAUGAGACUCCAGGACCAUCUUACUCAAGCUCAGAACAAGUACAUGCUGCCAUGUCUUCCCUCGUAAAUACUUCUGACAGUUCGGAUGAAGAGCUUGUAGCAGGAGGAACCACAUCUCAGAUACAAGGAGCACCAACCAAUGAGGACCUAAAUAAUGACAGCGACUCUUCUUCAGAUAACUGUGUCAUUGUUGGAUUUGUGAAACCACUAGCUGAGAGAACCCCAGAACUUGUUGAACUGUCUUCUGAUUCUGAGGAGUUAGGCUCUUAUGAGAAAAUGGAGACAGUGAAGGCACAAGAACAAGAGCACUCUUACAGUUCUGGUGAUAGCGAUGUUAGUAGAUACUCAUCUCCACACUCUGAACUUGGGAAGGAUGAGCACGAAAAUAAAGGUCAUUGUGAUUCCGGUACAAGAAUGAAAUCAAAGAAGGAAGAGAAACGAUCCACAUCAUCAUCAUCUCCCAGAGACCUGAGUUCAUCUGUGAGAGGAGACAGACUAUAUUCCCCACAUAACCAUAGACAUAGAAAAAGAGGAAGGUCAAGAAGUUCAGAUUCAUGUUCUCAGAGUAGAAGUGGGCACGAUCAGAAGAAUCGUAGAAAGCAUCAUGGUAAGAAAAGAAUGAAAAGCAAACAAUCCAGAAGCAGAGAGAGCAGCAGACCUAGAGGCAGACGAGACAAAAAGAGAUCAAGAACUAGAGAUAGUAGUUGGUCAAGAAGAAGCCAAACCCUGUCUCUAAGUAGUGAAAGCACAAGCAGAUCAAGGUCUCGUAGCAGUGAUCAUGGUAAAAGAAGAUCACGAAGUAGAAAUAGAGAUCGUUAUUAUUUAAGAAAUAAUUAUGGAAGCAGAUAUAAGUGGGAAUAUACUUAUUACAGUAGAAACAAGGACAGGGAUGGUUAUGAAUCCUCUUAUAGGAGGCGAACUCUGUCCAGAGCUCAUUAUUCUAGACAAUCUUCAAGUCCAGAAUUUAGAAUUCAGUCCUUUUCUGAAAGGACAAAUGGUAGGAAGAAAAAUAAUCACAGUGAAAGGAAAUAUUACUACUAUGAAAGGCACAGAUCAAGGAGCCUGUCUAGUAACAGAUCAAGGACUGCAUCAACAGGGGCUGAUCGAGGGAGAAGUGAAAAGCCUGGAGGGAAACGAAAAUAUAAAACACGGCAUUUGGAGGGUACUAACGAAGUGGCUCAACCAUCCCAUGAUUUUGCUUCUAAAGUAAAGGACAGUCAUUGUCAAAAGUCUUCCUCAAAAUUAGAUGGAAACUACAAAAAUGAGAGUGACAGUUUUUCAGAUAGCCGAUCAUCAGACAGAGAAACAAAGCACAAGAGGAGAAAAAGGACUCGGAGCCUGAGUGUAGAGAUAGUUUAUGAAGGGAAAGCUACUGAUACAACUAGACAUCAUAAAAAGAAAAAGAAGAAACAUAAGAAGAAGCAUAGAAAACACCAUGGAGAUAAUGCUUCACGGUCUCCAGUUAUAAUUACCAUUGACAGUGAUAGUGAUAAAGAUUCUGAAGUAAAGGAAGAUCCAGAAUAUGUCAGUAGCCGUCCUCAAGACCCUGUACAAAAUGAGCUUUUGGCUCCUUCCUUGGAUCCAUUUGAAAAUAAAGAUGUAGUUACAAUAGAAGAUGACUUUGGUAUCUUGGACAAGGAAUGUGAUAUCACUACACUUGCUAACAACUUAGAUGAUCCCAGCAAAACUGUAACUGAUAUUUCACCACAGGCAUCUUCAACUGAACAAACCCUUGAUGUAAGAGAAGAGAGCAUCUUUGUCUCUGACUUGGAGAACCAGCCGAAUAACGUAUCUGUUCACACUGAACCAUCAAGGCAGUUACCAUCUCCACGGACAUCAUUGAUGUCAGUGUCUCUUGGUAGAGACCAUGCCAUUUCUUAAAGCUGCCAAAGCAUCUCAAUGAGAAUCCUGACGGUAUAAAAGGAAGGAAAGAAAAAGAACUGUGUCAUCUGCUACAGUCUAUUUAAAGAUGACUCUCGAAAACUAUUUUCCCCUUAAAAUAUUGUGUUUUCUGUGUUAAAAAUUUGUUUUUUUAAAAAAAAAAAAAGCAUUUUGUUUGUUCAAAAGGUAUGUGAGUCCACCCUCAGAGAUAUGCACUUUUAAGUGAAGAAAAUGAUGUUGCUAGCAGUUUAUUUAAAACUUGGGCUCCUUUUUAAAUAAAAAAUAUAAAUUUUAGAAGUUAUUUCAUAAAGCCAUAUGGUAUUGACAUAUUUUUAAAGUAGUCAAUGAGUAUUUUUGAAUUUUUUUUUUUUUUUCUGAGAGUUAUUCUGGAAAUGUGUUAUAAGCUAGGGGAAGGAAUCCCUUUUGACAGUCUUUAUUUUUCUUCUUAAAAAAUUUGUAUGGAUCCAAAACCAUUUCUUCAGGCUAAAUUGAGGCAUUUGGGAUCUGCACAGUUUAUCUUGACAUUUACCAGAAGAAAAAUUAAAACAUUUCCUUUAUAUACUUGUUUAUCUGGACUGCCAGUAAAACAAAUGUGUAUUCAGCUAAAGAAAAAAAAUAAUAAAACAGCAACACUUUAAAACAAUAAUCAAAAUUUUUCUUGAAGUAUUGCUUUUUGUUGAUUAAAUCCUUCAGUGGAGUUAAAAUAUAACAGCUAAGGAUAUCAUUCUCUCAUAAAUAAAGAAUUUCAGGUGAUCUGCAUUUAACCUCAAAUUUUUAAUAAUUGUUCUUAAGUCUGAUAAUAAAGAAUAUCUUACUUGCUUUUUAUCUUUAGUAAAA